UAAAUGAUCCUCACGCAGUGCGCCGUCUGCGCCACCGAGCUUGGGCUAACCUUGGGCAAGAAAUGCGGCCGCUGCAGCACGCGCUACUGCGGGCCUGAAUGCCAGGUGCAGCACUGGAAGGAGGGCGGGCACGACCAGCUCUGCAAAUUGAUUAAAAAAGCUGGCGGCGCCGAACAGUAUAAUGCCAACACAAAGUACACGGAGGCAGUAUCGGUCGCGGCGGAGGCGUGCGCGGAGGACACGAAGGGCCAGACGUGCUACAUCUGCACGCAGGCCCUCCAUUGGAAGACGAAGGAGGGUCUCGUGCGCAUGUGUGCGUGCCGCGGGACGGCGGGUUUCGCGCACGUGUCGUGCCUGGCGGAGCAGGCGAAGAUUUUGGUCGCGGAAGUCGAGGAGAGCAAUUUGGAUCACGAGGCGAAGACUGAAAGGUGGACGCGGUGGUACACGUGCAGUCUGUGCGAGCAAGACUACCACGGCGUCGUGGCGUGCGCGCUCGGGUGGGCGUGCUGGAAGACAUACUUGGGGCGGCCGGAGGAGGAUGUGGUUCGGGUACUGGCGUUGAGGCAGCUUGGGAACGGUUUGCACGGUGGAGAUCACGACAAGGACGCGUUGUCCGUAAGGAUGGCCGAGUUGGCUAUGCUGCGGCGCCUUGGCGCACCAGAAGCCAAUAUACUCGCCGCGCAGAGCAAUCUUGCGCUCUCAUAUCGACAGCUUGGACGAUUUGAAGAGGCCCUGCGUAUGCAGCAAAAGGUAUACUCUGGAUCCCUGAGGCUCGAGGGCGAAGAAUGUCCAAAGACCCUCGUAACAGCCCUGAACUACGCGUCGUCCCUUGUCCAUCUAGGAGGCUUCGAAGAAGCCAGGACGCUGCUACGCAAAGAGAUGCCCGUGGCGCGACGCAUUCUCGGCGAGAGUAAUGAGCUCACGCUCCAGAUGAGGUGGAAUUACGCGAGGGCGCUCUACCUGAACGCCGGCGCCACGCUCGACGAACUCCGCGAGGCCGAGACUACGCUCAAGGAGACAGCACGGACCGCGCGGCGCGUUCUCGGUGCCGCAAACCCGGCUGUAGUGGGUAUUGAGCACGACUUGCGAAUUGCGCGAGACAGGCUCGCCGCUCGCGAAGGCGGCCGCGACGUGAGCUCCGUUUGCGACAUGGUGGCCGCGAUGACGCCCGGGGGACCGUAGGCGAAUCAUUGGGGCGCGCCGCAGUCUAAACGCCACGGUACGCCAUCGACGAGGCGCGGGCUCGUACGCCGCGCGAGGAGACAUACUAAGAUAAAGUUUU
Messenger RNA from Pelagomonas calceolata, 1282 nucleotides. NCBI's taxonomy places the organism in Eukaryota, Pelagophyceae, Pelagomonadales, Pelagomonadaceae. The record is from the annotation of a GenBank genome assembly.